AUGCAGAUCAUCGAUCCAAAGGGAGGCUCACAGUUCGCAACAGAAGAUGAGAUAGAAGUGAGCAUCAAGAUCGGGUCAGGUGCUCCAGCUCUCGUCUAUAUUUUCUGGGAUGAUGGAACUGGGAACGACGUUUUGGAGACGACGAUCAAUGAAGCCGAUCCAGCCACAUUGUACAGAUUCAAUCGAUCCUACACUUCUGCUGGAGUGAAGAAUGUUACCGUUGAAGUGAGGAAUGAGCCAAAGCAGAAGAGAAAGAGACGGAAUGCUGGUGACAUAGUUGGCACCGGUCAACCGAGUUCUCAGAAGACAUUUGUCACCUUUGAAGUUCUCUAUCCUGUGAAGGGCGACUGGUACCUCGCAAUUGCCAGCGGACUCACUCACGGAAUUGUUCUCGAUCCUCCAGGUGAGGUGACAUUCGCGUUGAACUGUUCAUCGUGCCUGGAUCUCCCGACGGCCGCUGUAGCAGAAUGGGACUUUGGUGACCAGAAGGCGAACAGUCAGCAAGUGGACUCGAAUCAACUAGUCAUGAAGAAUGUGUACACGACUGUCUCUGGAACAAACCGCUCUUUGUACUCUGUCAGAGUAAACAUGUCAAAUGCUGUCUCAUCUGCUGAAAUCCACCUAAAUAUCAACGGAGUGGAUAAACAGCUGGAGGUUUGGAGAAAAAUUGAAGAUGUCAGCAUGGAGGUGAACUUCUUGGAUGAGCAUGGAUCUCUCAUUCCCGGCUAUGGAGAUAAUGGGACAUACUUUCCUCUGCAUCGUCCAGUUGUGCUUCUUCCAAAAUAUCAUGGAGGAGUCAUUUCGAAGUUCAGGUACAAGCAAGAUAGCGGCACCAUUUUGGUGGAAUCGGACGUGACGGACGAGUUCAAUCCCAAUAUCACCCGCUUGGAGAAAACAUUCGAUGAGGAUGGCCGAUAUAGAUUUGGAGUGGAACUUUAUAAUGAAGCACAAGGGUGGGUUCCUUCAGGAUACCAAGAGGUCAACAUCGACCCCUUUAUCCCGAUCGUCAAUCUCCGAAUCCUCCAACCGAAGCCAAGUUCUGUAUUUGCUGUCGGAAAAGAUGUUGAGUUCGUCAUCCAGAUGGAUCAAGGCUCCCCGGCAAUAAUAAACAUCUUCUGGGAUGAUGGAACCGGGACGAUGGUGCAGGAAGCUACCAUUGCAGCAGUCGACCCUACUCAGAAGUACAACUUCAGUCAUUCAUUUACCACGACGGGUACUAAGAACAUAUCAAUAGAAGCAAGAAAUGCCGUGGGACCUCUCAAAGGAAAAGCGAAUUCCCAGAUGGUAUCGACACAAAUGAAAGUAAUCAAUUCACUUGGAGACGACUGGGAGCUCACAGUUGAAAGUGGAUUGACAGACGGAAUAGUCUUGACCCCUCCAGCGACGGUGGAAUGGGAUUUUGGGGAUGGCACAACAGCCACUGAAAAUAUUGUCUCAAAUCGCCUCACGAAGACGAAGACGUUCACCACCCCUGCAGACAAAAGCAGCUCUUCAUACGCUGUUAAUGCCACCUUGUCAGAUGUUCUUGCAUCUCACACGUUCCCACUGAAAAUCAAUGGUACCGAAACUGCAUUGGAAGUCUGGGAUGCAAUUGAGGGGGUUUCCUUAAAUGUGACAUCGGAGAGUCCCAACAGAUCUGUGGCGAGAGGAUCAGGGGAUCAAGAGAAUACUUUCCCUAUCGUCAAUACCAUCAUUUUCACAACUCUCGUGAAGAAUGGUGUUGUCAGCAAAUUCCAGAUUGUACAAGACAACAAAACUGUACUCGUUGAAAAGGAGGCAGCUGACAUGUUCAAUCCUUCCGGAGAAACCAUGCGCUUUAAAUUUGCAGAGGAUAAGCAUAACCGCCCAACGUGUUGGUUGCAGGAUGGUGUAAAAAAGCUGAUUUUGAACGCCUACAACAAGAUCCAGGGCUGGGUUCAGUCUGCAACGUACGAGCUUGUACUUUUGGGUCAAGGGAUUACUCUCGUCAUUGAUGAUUUCAACAUCAUUACCAAACCGGGCGUUUUGAAGGAGAUGGAAAUUCGUUCCAGUUCAUUGUCACCUACGGCCUGUUUAAUCGUCGACUUCGGAGAUGGAUCAUCAGCGUUUUCUUAUGGAAAUGAAGACACCUGCUCCAAUUACCCCACUGCUUUCUACCAACAAGAUACGCCCUUGACCAAUCCAUUGAAACUCUAUCGCUACUAUUGGUAUGUGCAGCUUAUUUAG
Darwinula stevensoni is the source of this 2205-nucleotide messenger RNA. Lineage: Eukaryota; Metazoa; Arthropoda; Ostracoda; Podocopida; Darwinulidae. The record is from the annotation of a GenBank genome assembly.